Messenger RNA from Esox lucius (northern pike), 1860 nucleotides. RefSeq names its product proline dehydrogenase (oxidase) 1b (gene prodhb). Gene Ontology annotation, cellular component: mitochondrion. The record is from RefSeq and is a predicted model, not a curated record. Gene Ontology annotation, molecular function: proline dehydrogenase activity; FAD binding. Lineage: Eukaryota; Metazoa; Chordata; Actinopteri; Esociformes; Esocidae.
AUGACAAGAAAGUUACUUGGAAAGUCAGCCUUUCAGCAGUUUAUGAAGAUGACAUUCUACGGUCAGUUUGUAGCGGAUCACAAGUCCAUCCAGCCUCUGAUUCAGAAGAAUGGUGCUUAUGGAGUGGGCUCCAUCCUGGACUACAGCGUUGAGGAGGACUUCACACAGCAGGAGGUGGAGACAAAAGAGAUGGACUCAGUUGUAUCCCACGUGGAUAAAGAAAGCUUAGGCGCGGACCGCAGAGAGAACAAGUACAAGGCUCACCGACAGUUUGGGGAUGGCCUAAGGGGAGAGACCGGCUCAAAGACAUACUUUUAUAAUGAUGAGGUCAAAUGUGACCAACACUUGGAGACGUUCCAUAGUUGUAUCAAACAUUUGGUACGCCCGCUGAUAUUCACGUCAUGCAGUAAGACUUGUCUUUAUAAAGAUGGGAUCUCAGUGGAUUGCUUCUCUGCCGUCAAGAUGACUUCACUGGGACGACCUCAGUUCUUGCUCCAGUUCUCUGAGGUGCUAGUGAAACUGAGGGUUUUUUUCAGCUUCCUUGCAGCCCAGCAGGGCAGAAAAGGAAAGACUCUGGAGCAAAGGCAGGAUUUGUCCAUACAUGAGUUUUUGACCAAACUCGGGGCAACAGGUGACAUUCAUGGUUGGUUCACAGCAGAGAAAGGAGGAUCUGGAAACAUUGACAUGCUGGACUUGAACAACCUGUUAGACGACAGAACAAAGACGCCAGAUCUGCUGAUCGUCCCAAAUGUAGAGUGGCUGGAGCCUCUACUCAGUAGGUUCACAGAAGAGGAGGAGAAACACAUGAACAUGAUGCUUCAGAGGCUGGAUGUACAGGCCAAGCAUGCGGAUGAGAACGGUGUUCGUCUGAUGGUGGAUGCGGAGCACGCCUACUUCCCGCCCGCAAUCAGGGGAGACGCAGAGCGCUACAACAGAGCGGCCAUUUUAUUGGAAACUGGAGAACAAUGUGGACCGCUUUCCGCUUGCGGCUGUGUAAUAUUGUCUCAAGUUGAGAGCGCCGCAGUCUACUUAACGUGGCUGUCAUGCCUGUACUUUGCAACGUGUCUAGACUGCAUCCUGGAUGAGAUUAGACUGAACAGAAACGCCAGUGUCAUGGUGGCUUCUCACAACGAGGACACUGUGAAGUGCACCCUCAGGAGGAUGAAUAAAUUGGGCCUCAUGCCCAGGGAGAACAAGGUUUACUUUGGAUAGCUGCUGGGCAUGUGAGACCAAAUCAGUUUCCCGUUGGGCCAAGCCGGUUUCCCGGAGUAUAAGUAUGUUCCCUAUGGGCCGGUGAACGAGAUGAUCGUAUACCUGUCCUAUCGUGCCCAGGAGAACAAGGGCUUCGUGAAAGGUUCCCGGAGGGAGCACGAGUUGCUGUGGAAGGAGCUGAAACGCAGGCUGGCCUCAGGGCAGGUCUUCUGCAGACCAGAGCCGGAGCUGUCUCUGUGUAGACCCUGCUGGUUCGCUGUCCCCUGCUCCCUGCCUCUCCCCCGGUGCUCUCUCUUGAAGUCGUCUCCUUUCUCUCUCUGUCUGUCUCGUUCUUAUUUUACUGACUAUUUGUUUGCUCUCUCGUUUCACCCCUCUCUUCCUCUUUUCAUCUCUCCCUCUUGCCCCUGGCCAUCUUACCCCCUCCCCUCUCUCCCCCACCAUGCUUUCUCUCUUCAUCGCUCUUGGCCUCUUCAUCUCUGUCUCUCGCUCUCAAUUCUCUCUCUGUAAGCGUUCCGCUUUGUGUCCUCUCAGCAUCCUCAGAGCCCUGCAUUCAUCAUACGGGCAUCUUUACUACUCUGAAAAGACUCCCUAAAACGUUAGGCUGGCCGAGUCCGCCCACCGCUUGCUGCUUUUUAUAGCUCUAUUUAU